AUGGUCAUGGCUGUUACUGUGCUACGAGAUCCGUAUGCCAGCGGACCUGCGGCAAUAAAUGCCGGAACACAAUGUUUACAAGAGUUAUCAAAGGCAUAUUUUCGUUCGCCAAGCAAAGAGCACAUACCGAAUUUGGCGAUUAUUUAUAAUCAUGGCUUAUCAUCGCCAGCUGCCGAAAUUCCCGAAGCAUAUUUGAUGAGUGUGCACGAGAAUCUCAUGAACUCCAAUGAGAGUGAGAGAAUGCAAUUAAGAGUCCUCUCCAACACAGACUUUGACAAAAUUUUCAAAACAUCAUUCAUCAAACAUCAUUCAACCCGCGUGCCGACGGAUUUUUACUUGAUGGUAGUCGAUUCCUUCGAAGGGCUGGAAAAAAUUCUACACAAUUUAAGCAAACUAGCGACAUGGAAUCCGUAUGGCAAAUUCAUAAUUUUAUUUAAUAAUCCAAAUGGGCAUCCCGGUUUCGAGCACGACGCGGAUGGCAAAAAGCUUGCGAUGAAAGUGCUGCACUUUAUGUUCAUCGGCCACCAUUCGGUAAACGUUAUUUUUGCAUUUGGUACACGGGUCACGCAAUACGAGUUGUACACCGGCGAUCCGUAUCACGGCGAUGAAAAUGAGUGCGGUAAAAUGAAGCCAAUUUCCGUGGGACAAUGUGUUAACGGUGUGUUUGCGCAGCCAGCGUUAACCUAUUUCAAAAUAAAUCUGCCAAAGGUACCGAAGACAAUGCGGACCUGUACCUUCAAUGUGUGUGCACGCGUUGCCGAGCCAUUCGUUAAUGAUGAUAGAUGUAAGACCGGCUUGGAGAUUAGUGUUGUGAGUCUGCUGAAAUCUGUCAUGGCAUUCAAGGUGAAUGUCACUUGUUUUCCCAGCACUCAAGAUCGCGGCGAGAUAAUCGACACGGGCGUCGGAUGGUCCCAUCUUCUCGGAAAAAUACGCCAAGAUGAGUGCGAUUUCAUUGUCGGCGGUUUCUUUCCAGAUCACGAAGUACACGGAGAUUUCGGGCCAACAAUGCCCAUUUUUCAAAUUGAUUACACAUGGUUUGUGGCUACUGCUCCUUACGAAGCACGCUGGAAAGGUCUCAUCCGAAUUUUUCAAAUGGAAACUUGGAGUGCAUUUUUCGUGGUACUUUUCCUUGCAGCAAUUUCUUGGUUCAUCUUUGGUCGUGCAUUGCCAGAAGACCCACCCCAUCGACGUUUUUCUACUUGCCUCAUGAAUUCAUGGUCCGUAUUUUUGGGAGUUUCAACAAACAACCGUCCUAAUUAUCUCACGCUCAGAAUAUUUUUUGGGUUCCUGACACUUUUUGCCUUGAACGUCAACACAAUUUACACGUCAAAACUCAUCACGGUGUUCACAGGUGCCCUUCGUGACUACCAAAUUGACUCAAUUGAGGAGAUACUCGACGAGGAAUUACCGAUUGGCGGUCCACUUGAAAGCGCCGACUGGUUCGACAACGACGACGAACAGGAUAAACAUGUGCUGAGUUUGUACAAUGUAUCGGAAAACUUUCAGCCGUCGAUCAGCACGUUAAAGCGGAUUAUUCGUGGUAACUCGAGUGCCUUACUUUCGCGUCAAUAUGUGCAACGACAACACCAGUACGAGAGCUACAUGCAUGGCGUAUCGCUGAACGUCUUUUCCAGUGCGGUCGAAAUCAUAUGUGAAAAAGGCUUUCCCCUGCUGCAGGAAUUCAACAGAGUGCUGAGCAAUAUAAACGACAUGGGUUUGACAUAUAAACUAAUGGACGAUUUUAAAUUCAAUACAACCAUUUUGCAGAGGAUUAUAAAUACGGUCGAACACAAUGAGGACGAGGAAUUCCAGGAACAGGGCUCUGAAAUUGUGCUUACACUGGACCAUCUACAAAGUGCAUUCAUUAUUUUCCUCUUCGGCAUUCUUUUGUCUGCUUUUAUCUUUAUUAUGGAAAUAAUUGUAGCGCAUCCUUGGACACAAAGAAAAUUAAGUUUUAUUUGGAAAACAGACGAGAGACGAGCAUUGCGAAAGGCAUCAACACGCGCACCAACGAAACUGCACCAGAAGAGAAAAAAAUGA
Molecule: messenger RNA, 2040 nt
Organism: Culicoides brevitarsis
Lineage: Eukaryota; Metazoa; Arthropoda; Insecta; Diptera; Ceratopogonidae
Gene: Ir60a
Exons: 10
Coding region: 1-2040 (679 amino acids)
Cellular component (GO): membrane
Molecular function (GO): ligand-gated monoatomic ion channel activity
Source: RefSeq, a predicted model, not a curated record